AUGCAGACUGCGAAGGUCGCCUGUUUAUCCUUAGCUGCCUCGAGACUCCUUGGCGCAAGCAGACUUUGCAGUCACGAGCUUUUGGCAACACCUGCUUACCUUCGUGCCCACAAUUUUGCCAGUCAGACUCGUUUUUGUCAGACAGGGGCGACGCCAGAGGAAACCGUGGUGAUUCGCGUCCCACGGUACCUCCAGAGGCGCGUUGACAACGUGAAGCAAGCCCGAGGCGGAACCAGCAUCAGCACCGUCAAAGCUGGGAAACUUCUUAUCAAGAGCAGAAACCCUACUCUGAACCAGUCUGCGGGAUACGUGCUGGGGAAGUUCGACCAGCCCCAUCUGUCCUCGAAGGGAUGGAAACACAACAAGUCCUUUGGAGACUAUUUUAUAGUCAACAACAUCAGAGAGGUUGCACCCUGCGUGGAGGGGACCCAGAAAGAGGACACCGGAGAAAGACCAUCAACGACCUUUAAAAAUCUCAGAAUCUGCAAAGAGCUGGUUGAAACCUUGGAGGGACUCGGGAUCACACACCCCACCACAGUGCAGGUGCAAACUAUCCCAAAGGUCAUGAGGGGUCACAACAUCCUCUGUGCAGCCGAGACGGGGAGUGGGAAAACACUGUGCUACCUGCUGCCGGUCGUCCACAGGCUGCUGGCUGAAAGGCAGUCAGGUAUCGACACUGACAGCUCAAACAAGAUCCGAGCUUUGGUUCUUGUUCCCUCUAGAGAGCUGGCAGAUCAGGUGGCCGGUGUGUCCAGGACUCUGUGUGCUCCGUUUGGCCUGCGUACGAAGACUGUGGGCGGUGGGCGAGGUGUGGGACACAUAAAGAUGGUCUUCAAGAACGAUCACCCUGACAUUUUAGUGGCUACACCAGGCGCUCUGGUCAAAGCUCUGCAAAGACGCUAUUUGGAUUUGGGUGAACUCAACUUCUUAGUGGUGGAUGAGGCCGACACCAUGUUUGACCCCAGCUUCUGUGACAUGCUGGAGAACAUCCUCACGCACACAAACAUUGCAAGUGAUCCUAAGGAAACGUGCGGCGUGGGUCACAAAUCCCAGCUUCUGGUCGUGGGGGCCACCUUCCCCAGCGGUGUCGGAGAAGUGCUGAACCAAGUGACGGACCUGGGCAGAAUGGUGACGAUCAAGAGCAAGAUGCUGCACUUCCUCAUGCCCCACGUCAAACAGACUUUUCUGAAGGUAAAGGGUGCCGACAAAAUCCUGGAGCUCCAGCAAGCCCUCGUGCGGCUCCAGCAGGACAAAAAAGAGGCGGCUGCUCUGGUGUUUUGCAACAAGUCUGCCACUGUGAACUGGUUGGGCUACUCUCUGGAGGAACUGGGGGUGCAGCACGCUCGACUGCAGGGGGAGAUGCCCGCCGUGGUGCGGGCGGGAAUCUUCAGAUCCUUCCAGAAGGGCAUGGUCAACGUGUUGGUUUGCACAGAUAUUGCCUCACGCGGCCUGGACACUUCCAGAGUGCGUCUGGUGGUCAACUACGACUUCCCAGAAUCCCACACGGACUACAUUCACCGAGCAGGGCGGGUGGGGAGAGCGGGAGGGGUGGAGGACGGCGCGGUGCUCAGCUUCGUCACUCACCCCUGGGACGUGGAGCUGGUGCAGAAGAUUGAGACAGCAGCUCGUAGAAGGACAAGUUUGCCCGGGAUGGAGUCUGAAAUUCAUGAACCGAAGCCCAAAGUGUUACUCCCUCAGGAAUAG
This is a messenger RNA of Menidia menidia (Atlantic silverside), 1704 nucleotides long. The record is from the annotation of a GenBank genome assembly. NCBI's taxonomy places the organism in Eukaryota, Metazoa, Chordata, Actinopteri, Atheriniformes, Atherinopsidae.